Dendroctonus ponderosae (mountain pine beetle) is the source of this 2191-nucleotide messenger RNA. Its product is annotated as heparan sulfate glucosamine 3-O-sulfotransferase 5-like. The transcript is spliced from 3 exons. NCBI's taxonomy places the organism in Eukaryota, Metazoa, Arthropoda, Insecta, Coleoptera, Curculionidae. Gene Ontology annotation, molecular function: [heparan sulfate]-glucosamine 3-sulfotransferase activity. The record is from RefSeq and is a predicted model, not a curated record. The coding region runs from base 30 to 575 and encodes 181 amino acids.
UUUUCCAGGUUCCGGAGCGCAUUCGCGCCAUGAACGCCAGCAUCAAGCUCCUGCUGAUAGUGCGGGAGCCGGUGACGCGCGCCAUCUCCGACUACACGCAGCUGCGCGCCAACGCGGCAACCAUGGCGCCCACGGCGCCCACUCUCGGCCCAGUGCGCAGCUUCGAGCAGCUGGCGCUGCACCGCAACGGCACCGUCAACGAGUCGUACCGCCCGCUCGCCAUCUCUGUCUAUCACCGCUUCCUGCAUCGCUGGCUCGAGGUGUUCCCACGCGAGCAACUGCUGGUGGUGAACGGCGACCAGCUGAUCGACGAUCCGCUGCCGCAGCUGCAGCGCAUCGAGCGCUUCCUCGGGCUCGAGCCGCGCAUCAGCGCCCACAACUUCUACUUCAACGAGACGAAGGGAUUCUUCUGUCUGCGCAACGAGACGGCCGAUCGGUGUCUGCGCGAGACCAAAGGGCGGCGCCACCCGCGCGUCAGCCCGCACGUCGUGGCGCAGCUGCGCGCCUACUUCGACGAGCACAAUCAAAAGUUCUACGAGCUGAUUGGCGAGGAUCUGGCGUGGCCGAGCGACUAGCCCCGCCCACUCCAUGGGCGUGCGCAUCAUGCUCAAGCGCGCGCCACGUGGACUUACCUGCGCGGCACCCAGCAGCUUCUUGAUCACAUUGAUCAGUGCCUUAAGUAGGUGGAGUGGGGGGCGCGCGCGCCCAUUCAAACCAAACCGGUAAGCAAUAGCACGCAAGUGUCCGCUGUUUAAUUACCUGCAUAUCAAAUCUUAACCAUACAUAUCAAAGGUGUGAUGAUUGUACAUUGUAAGUAGGCUUAGGGAAUUUUAUAUGUCUAUGCAUAGACCAGGCAGUGUUGCCAGUGCUUGGGGGUUUUUCGCAUUUUUUAGGAAAAUUAUCGCCCCCCGGGGGGCGGAACCUUGUGAUCGUUAUCAUUGACACUAGUUGAUAAAUCUAUAUUUAUAUAAAUAUUUAUAUGUAUAUUGUAUAGUGGGGCUGCAAUGCGAGCGAAAGUGGGCGUUAUAUUUAAAUAAAUUUAUAAAUGUAUAUAUACAGAGUGCGCGGGUUGUUUGCGGGCGAUUCGAAACAUAUCAAGCCUGCCUCGGGGAUGCCGUCAUAGGGCCCGCGAACGGCCCGCCCACUCUCUCCAUCCUACUCUACUUCACUUUACUCUACGUGUCCGUGUCUCUUGUCCUUGUUCAACCAAACCCUGUCAACUGGUCACCUAUACACAAACGCGCUGUUAGAAGUUAGGUUUUUGGGUUUGUACAAAGUUUUCAGUAGAUCAGUAGAAAACAUGGGCGCAGUCAAUUUAAUUUAAUCGAAUCAAUCGAUUAUUUAAUCGACCCUCACAGCUCGCGCCCUGUGCGUACGGCGCCCUCUCACGGGCCACGGUCUUGUCGACGUGGCACUGUCAUCGGUGACAUCGCUCGGGUGAUUGACCCCAUUGAGUGCCAAAAAACCGGUAAAAUCCCCUGAUGGGGCUCCGAAUCCAGUGCGGAGUGCUCAAGGGGGCCCUCGGGACCCCCUUGAGCGUAAAUUCCAGUGCGCACCCGGUGAAAUUUCCGUUUUAAGCGCCUGGCGGCUGUUUGGGCCUACGUUGUUGCCAUCCAGGCUGGAAGCGUUCCGUAGUGCGGGGCCCCCCACGGGGGCUGCCGGCGAUCAGUAGGCUGGAAGCCCUGCGGCCUUGAAAGGGCCGGUUUUGCGGGCGCUAGCUGCGCAAGUGAGGUUAGGUGUCUGCUAGCUGCCAGCUGCAGAGGCCGACACAAGGGGGCCCCCGAUACUUGAAGUUGCGCUGGAAAAAAACCUUGUGAUCGAUGUUGAUGAAUCUAUAUUCAUGUAGUGGGGCAAAUAUUGCGUACACACAGCGCGCGGGUUGUUUGGGGACGAUUCGCAACAUAUCAAGCCUGCCUCGUGCAUGGCGUCAUAAGGCCCGCCCUCUAUCUCCAUCCCACUCUACGUGUCUUGUAUCCUUGUUCAACCGAAUCCUGUCAACUGGUCACUCCACCCAAACCCGCUAGUUAGAGGUUAGGUUUUGGGUUUGUACAAACUUUUUAGCGGAUUUAUACACUGUUGAAGCCCCCACUUUGAGCCCGAGGGCCAGUGGGGCAACACCGCAAUAAUUUUGUUAAAUUUACCAAAAAAUGUGUAAUUUGCCGAGGCCGAAUAAAGAUGAAAGUCAAACUGG